CACGUAAUCUUUGCAAAAUUCUUCUUUUCUUUCUCUCUGCCGCGUUGUUCUUUCUUCCCACUAAAGGGUUUAAUCCCAUGUGCAUAUCUGAAUGAUUCCACCCUUCUUGAAUCUUGAUCAUUGUUUCCGAUUUCCCAAGUUUUAAAUUUUCAAUCAUGACUGAAAUUGAAGUUGAUCUGGAAAAUGGGAGGAUCAAGAUAAACAUUGAUAACGAUGAAGAAACAGAUGAUACGAACCAGAGUCCAGAUGAGGAAGAUAUUAGAGAAGUAGAAGAAGAAGUGAGAUUAUUACCGAUUAACAAGGCGGCGAAACCGCCUCGGCCGCCAAGAGGGCCAUCAAUAGAUGCCGGCGAUGUAAAAUUGAUGAAGGAAAUAGGUAUGAUAAAACGGGCUAGGGUUGAAAGAUUGAAAGCUCUGAGGAAGAAGAAGGAGAAGAUUAUUUCUUCUUCUCAGUCUAAAACCAGUAAUAAUAUGGCUGCCAUGGUUAUUACAUUGCUGUUCUUUCUUGUGGUAAUUUUCCAAGGAUGCGGUGGUUCUCAUAAUGUUUCAGGGAAGACCUAAUUUCCAGCUUCCUCUCUAUUGGUAUUUUAUUACAGUGGAUUCCUGUUCAGUAAAAACAUGUAAAUUUGAAUCAUACAUUUUUUCAUUUUAGUUUUAAUUCCAUGGGAGACACGAGAGUAAAUUUGUUGCGAUGAGAAU
This is a messenger RNA of Impatiens glandulifera, 698 nucleotides long. RefSeq lists its product as uncharacterized. Bases 156 to 560 code for a protein of 134 amino acids. Lineage: Eukaryota; Viridiplantae; Streptophyta; Magnoliopsida; Ericales; Balsaminaceae. The record is from RefSeq and is a predicted model, not a curated record. The transcript has 3 exons.